UUUUCCCUAAUUCACAGUUCAGGACCUCGCACUACAUUCAAAGACCUAGAAUGCCUCAUCACGCACAUCCACCAGCGUUGUUAGACAGAUACACUCUUGAAGAUGUUUUGAAGGACAAACCAGCCGAAAAGCUGGUGCAAGUACACGCCGACGCCAGUGCACUGGACGCUUUGACCUUGAUGAAAAAUCAUCAUAUUUUGGCUGUACCUGUUUAUGGAGAAAAGGGUCGGUGGUUAGGGGCCGGAGGAACGGAGGCUUUCGCUGGCUCGCGGCAAUACAUUGGUGUCGUCAGCAUUCUGGAUAUUGUAGAUUUCAUUACAACCCUUCUUCCCGAUGACUUGGGGGCUCCACUUCCGUCUCAUGCGACAACGGGUCCGCAUCCAGACCUCUCUCACAUUCGCGUGAUGGAUCUCAUUGGUGAAACCCUCGAGAGUCGUUCUCUUUGGGUCGCACGUCCGGAUGUCCCUUUGCGGCGGUCGGUGGAACCUAUGGGACGAGGCGUGCACCGGUUACUUGUGCCGACGCGACCCGAUAGUGCCGAUGCCGCACUAGGAGCACAUGGUCCAGCUUCCAUUGCACUUGAAGCUGGUCCAGAUACAAUGUCGAAUGAGUUUAGAAUCGUCACACAGACGGACGUAAUUCGAUUCCUGCUGCAUCGGUUGAAUGAAGACCCAGAGUUAGCAAAGAUCUGCUCAGCAAGCUUGGAGCGUCUUGGGCUGGCGGACCAGUCAAACUCUGUCAUUAUAACAGCCGACAUAUCUGCCCCUCUUUCUACCAUUAUCAAGCAAAUGACGCUGCACAACUUGAAUGCUAUUCCCGUCACCAACUCUCAUCUCAACGGCACAGUGGUCGCGACACUUUCCGUAUCUGAUCUCCGUCCAUUUCUCAUAUCCGAAACAGAUCUUGUCGAUAUUGUUAGAGAUUUAAGACGACUGACUGUAGGAGAAUUUUUAAGAAGGGUCAAGGGAGACUGGUCUGGGGAAGUUGGUGGUGAGAAGACUGGUGUGAAAUGCAGAGCGGAAGCAUCGCUACGAAGCGUGAUGGAAUUAGGCGUUGAAAAGGCUGUGCACAGAGUGUGGGUUGUGGACAGGGAGGGGGUUCCUAUCGGUGUUGUGACAUUUACGGAUGUGAUCAGAUUGGUAGAAGCUGAGGUUUUGGCGAGAAGUUGAAGAGCGGGGAUCCAUUUUGCUUAUGUAACAACCUUUCAAGUGAAUAAAUGCAUUUAACCCGA
Spizellomyces punctatus DAOM BR117 is the source of this 1231-nucleotide messenger RNA. RefSeq lists its product as uncharacterized. The transcript is spliced from 3 exons. Lineage: Eukaryota; Fungi; Chytridiomycota; Chytridiomycetes; Spizellomycetales; Spizellomycetaceae. The coding region runs from base 51 to 1169 and encodes 372 amino acids. The record is from RefSeq and is a predicted model, not a curated record.